Messenger RNA from Trichomycterus rosablanca, 3180 nucleotides. RefSeq names its product tetraspanin 9b (gene tspan9b). The record is from RefSeq and is a predicted model, not a curated record. Bases 1 to 1017 code for a protein of 338 amino acids. NCBI's taxonomy places the organism in Eukaryota, Metazoa, Chordata, Actinopteri, Siluriformes, Trichomycteridae. The transcript has 7 exons. Gene Ontology annotation, cellular component: plasma membrane.
AUGAUGGAGCGCUGCGAGAGCAGUGUGGCAGUAACCGUUCAGCCAAGCCCUUCGCUGGACAGUGCAGAGCUGGAGUUCGCCCAGGCUGCUCGCCGCGGACACCGCCUGGCUGUAGGCGCCUUUUACGGAUCACGGCGCUCUAAGGUCCAAACUCAGACAAGUCCCGAGGAGAGCGUGGAAGGCAUGGUGCCAGCCGGCAAGAAGCCGAAAAGUCAAAGUGGACCAUGUGGAGGAAAGUUCUUUAUUUUUUACAUGGACUUGUCCUUUGUUUUCCUAAUAGAGCUGGAGAAGCUGAGGAUGGCGCGCGGGUGCCUGUGCUGUGUCAAAUACAUGAUGUUUCUCUUUAACCUGCUGUUCUGGCUGUCAGGCUGUGGUUUGCUAGGAGUGGGCAUCUGGCUCUCUAUGUCUCAGGGGAGCUUUGCCACCUUCUCUCCUUCCUUUCCCUCACUCUCAGCUGCCAAUCUGGUCAUCAUUUUGGGCACCAUUGUCAUGGUGACCGGUUUUCUGGGCUGCAUGGGAGCCAUCAAGGAGAACAAGUGCCUGCUGUUGAGUUUCUUUAUUGUCCUGUUAAUGAUUUUGCUGGCAGAACUGAUUCUGCUCAUCCUGUUCUUUCUGUACACUGACAAGGUUAAUGAAAAUGCACAGCAGGAUCUUAAGGAGGGUCUACAGCUGUACAACACUGACAACAACAUCGGCCUGCGUAAUGCAUGGAACAUCAUACAGUCUGAGUGGCAGUGCUGUGGUGUGACUGGGCACACAGACUGGCUUGAUGCCCUGCCGGAUAAGACAGUGCCAGACCGAUGCUGUCAGGAGCAUUAUAAGGAGUGUGGGCGCAAUUCCAGUAAUGUCUUCUGGUCCAGGGGGUGCUACGAGAAGGUUGUGGACUGGCUUGAUGAUAACAAACACCUACUGGGCACCAUUGCUAUGUGUGUGCUGGUCAUACAGCUCCUCGGCAUGGCGUUUUCCAUGACCUUGUACCAGCAGAUUCACGGGGCAGGAAAGAAGUACAGUGCCUAAAUGAGAAGCCUUAAAGUACAUUGACUACAAUCCACAGUACCAGUAGCACAAUUAUCUAGCAUUCUACCAUCUGUUCCACCAUUUAUUCCAUUUCUGGGUACUAGCAGUUCUAAAAACAUUUGAUUGUGUCUAAAAUUCAGUUCAGAAUUUUAUUUUGUAUAUUGAAAACAUUUCCAAAAAUUGAAGAGUCAUUUUAGAAGCAAAUCAUUUACAAGGAGACUUGAUGCAAAAGACUGCCUAUAUGUAUAAUACUGUAACACAUUUCUUUUUACUAUCUCUUUCUUACACAAUCAUUUUUGCUCAUGUAGAGACUGUUGGGUGUUGAGAUGUUGGGUUAUACUUCUUGUAAGACUUGAGUACAUAUGUGCACACAACCAGUGUGAGCAUUGUUAUAUUUAUCAUCAGUGUUUCUUUCAUAUAUCACACACUACUGUACUAAACAGUAUAUCAAAUCAGUUUACCACCACACUGUGUUUCUAUUUUGACAUCCUGUAUUUUUUUGUUUGUUUUUGCAUUUUCCCCUUUUCUCCUAAUUUAGCAUAUUCAAUUCAUCUUCCGCUGCUAGAGACUGCGGUGGUGUCCGAGGAGGGUAUAUUAGCCGGCCUCACGCUUCCUCAGACGUGUGCACAAUCCACCGACCCACCGACUCUUUCUCUUAAGGGAAACACAAUCCAUGCCAGAAAAAUAAACAGUGGUAGCUCAAGAAGGUCAUUGGUUAGAGCCCCAUCACCACCUAGGCAAGGCCCUUAACCCCAAAAUACUUCCAUUGCAUUUGGUCAGAAUUGUAAGGCGUCUGGAUGAAAGCUUCUGCUAAAUCUACACUUUUCUCCACUCAUUUACUCAGGUAUUUGUUUAUUGUUACCUGUGUUCAGAAUAUAGUUUGGGAUGCAGCUACUGAAUGUCACCUGUAUGUGUAUGAGUGUACACUAUAUUGCCAAAAGUAUUUGGAUACAUGACCAUAAGCCUGUUGGAUAUCCCAUUUCUAAAACAAAUGUUAUUAAAAUAGACUGACCUCCAUGAAAUCUUUUAAUCUAGAACAACUGCCACUCCUCUGAGAAGGCAUCUCACAAGACUUUAAAUUAUGUCCUUGGGAAUUUGUGCCCAUUCAGUGAAAAAAGCAGUUGUCAAAAAAGGCUGGGCACUGAUGUUGGUCAAGAAAGCCUCUAUCGAUGUUUCAGUUUAAUAGAAAGCUGUUUAGUGGGGUUGAGGUCAGGGCUCUGUGCAGGCCACUGGAGGUUCUUUAAACCAAGAUUUUAUUCAUGUCUUUAUAGACCUUACUUUGUGCACAGGGGCACAUAAUAGAAUUGAUUUAUUACAGUUACAAUGUUAGCAAUUGUUGUAGCUGAAACAAAUUAAUUAGAAUUAGAAGGGGUGUCCCAAUACUUUUGUCCAUAUAGUUUAUGACUAAAGAAAAGCUAAGAGUUGGUUAAGGGCCGGUUGGCGACACUUGAAAGUUUUCUACCUUCUGGGAUGUAAAAGAAACCAGUCCCCUUCAUUGCAUUGCAAAUUAGACCGUGUUUAUGGUUGUAGCUAGUUUGCAUUUUCAGCCUGUAGAGGAGGCAUUAACUAGUACUUCACCAUUAAAAUGUGGUUAGUACUUAUAAAUAAAUACUUAAAUAAGCAAUGUAUGAAUGUUUCAAAUCUAAAAACACAUUUAACUCUGGCUGGAUAAACUUCUGAAAAAGAUUUACUACGUACUUAUCUAGAAAAUAUCAAAAGAUUAGCAAAUUCCACAUACAUUUGUGCAGGAGGUUUGUAAAAUGACGGCGUUUUGUAAGAAAUUUAAGUUAAUCAAUCACAUAUUAUAUCAUGUAAAACAGAGAAAAACGUUUGCUUUUACCAUUUACGUGUAUUGCACCAGGUAGACACUGCAGCUUUUUUAAAGGAACACAACAUGCCCUGAGCGAAUGCAAGGUACGAGCAGAUAUUUCACUGUUCAUUUGUGGCAGUUUUAUUAUGGACAACACAUACAAUCAGUAAAUCCAACAAACACAGGAUUCACACUCCAGCCAUGCUGCAUACACAGAUUUAAAAGCAAGUAUAACCUGGCUUAAGAGCAUGUAUUGUUGAAUUCUUAUGAUGAGCUAACUGUAUAGUUGGGCACUUGUUUAUCUGACAUGGUUAUCCUAUAAAUAUAAGAUGAAUAUAUUGCUUUUCUCAUUU